Messenger RNA from Tribolium madens (black flour beetle), 876 nucleotides. RefSeq names its product plasminogen receptor (KT). The record is from RefSeq and is a predicted model, not a curated record. Gene Ontology annotation, cellular component: plasma membrane. The transcript has 4 exons. Gene Ontology annotation, biological process: positive regulation of plasminogen activation. Lineage: Eukaryota; Metazoa; Arthropoda; Insecta; Coleoptera; Tenebrionidae. The coding region runs from base 181 to 651 and encodes 156 amino acids.
AACAGUAGUUUCCGUUUCCACACCUAAAAAUCAAAACAAAUUGCGACUUAAACCACAAACUAUUAUUUAAAGAUUUUUAGUCACAGUGCGUGGUGGUGAGUUUCAGUUUAUCCCCAGAAGAUCAAUAGAAUUUAUUACAACUUCAGUGUGCGCUCGACUAACCCAAACAAAUCCGCAAAAAUGGGAAAUUACUUCACUGUCAACAUGGAAGAGAAUUUUAAACGUAAUCAGGAUUUUAUCACCGAAAUGAACACCAUUAAAAUUGAGCGUCAAGUACAAAUCAGGAAACAAAUGCGGGACCGUUUGGUGGCCCUCGAAAUAGCAAAGGCUCGUGAACUUUUUUUCUGGUACGGCUCAUUCUAUUUGAUGAGCCUUGCGGGGGCGUUAGUCGGUUACAGGUAUUUUCCUUAUAAAGGAAAAUUUAUCACGUUGCUUCCGAUGGUACCCCUGACUUUUGUCGUGGCGUACCAAGCUGAUUUGGCUUAUGGCAAUAAAAUUCAUCGAAUCUUGGUUGAAGCUGAACAUAUCAUGCAGUUUGAGCAAGAACUCCUAGCCUUACCUUUGGGGAUCCCCACAGCGGCAUCAAUCGACUUGGGGAGGAUGAAAAGGGACGAAUCGAAGAAAUUACACCCUUUACUACCUCAAACAUAAUCACUGUUGUAACAUUUCUUGAAUUUGUCAGUGUACGUUGCCAGUUUUGGCCUUUAAACAAUUUCAACCUCUUGAAUUAGGUAAUUCAUUAACGACGCCAAUCUACUGUCAAUUUUCCUGUUGAAGAUUUAAAUAAAACAUCUUUAAAAAUAAUAAUUUGUUUAUUUUCGCCACAAACAUGGAAUGAAGUCAGUCUCUAACAUAUAGAGCAAUAAUUUUUAAGUA